This is a messenger RNA of Hydatigera taeniaeformis, 432 nucleotides long. The record is from the annotation of a GenBank genome assembly. NCBI's taxonomy places the organism in Eukaryota, Metazoa, Platyhelminthes, Cestoda, Cyclophyllidea, Taeniidae.
GACAUUGGGACGGACAUACCAAGCCUCAGUUCCCACACCAGAGCCACGGAUUCAGUGAGUUCUCUGCGCCACAUCGCCCGUCCGAGCUACGCGAGCAACUAUACUGCGGGUCGUCCAAUUCAUUCUGUGCCUCAACCACAACUCUCAUUCCUUCCACACUACCAUUCUCCGAUCCGUCGAGGUCACGAGGCGUCUGGACCCCGCAGACGCGACCGCAGCACUCGUCACCCCAACGAAAAUCCACGUCCACUUUCUAUGACCGGUGCAGGCGAUAACUUUGGCCCCAGUAGACGUCCUAGUGUAACUGACGGAGUCGGUACCUAUCCGUGUUCCCUCUCUGCCAUGUCAGCUAAAACCCCACCACCUACACAGGGUAACAGCUUUGAUCCAGAGGAUCUGAUACUUCCACCACCAGAAGAGUUUUGCUGCUGA